This is a messenger RNA of Cataglyphis hispanica, 1119 nucleotides long. Its product is annotated as dynein regulatory complex subunit 7-like. Gene Ontology annotation, cellular component: motile cilium. The transcript has 2 exons. The coding region runs from base 127 to 711 and encodes 194 amino acids. Lineage: Eukaryota; Metazoa; Arthropoda; Insecta; Hymenoptera; Formicidae. The record is from RefSeq and is a predicted model, not a curated record. Gene Ontology annotation, biological process: flagellated sperm motility.
UCGAAUCGCGGUUUUCGUAAUCGCGUUGAUAAAUAAUCGCGGCCGGGGUUAAAUACGUAUUUCUCUUCGUUUCGACAACCGAAAUCGGGUGUCGACGUCGUGACAUAAAUCAGCUGUAUCGCGGCGAUGAAUGAAACGCGCGAAGAGAAGUUCGGCGACAGUCCAAAUUCGCCGGAAAAUGAGUACGAUGAGGUGGAAGAAUUAGUGGAUAAUGACGAGAUGGAAGAAUUUGUGGAUAAUGACGAGAUGGAAGAAUUUGUGGAUAAUGACGAGAUGAAAGAGUUUGUGGAUAAUAACGGGCGGGAUAACGGUGAAGUGCUACCGGAAAUUAGAUCUACCGAAGAGAUAUUGCGGCAAGUGCAACGCGAGUUGUGCCUGAUCAAAUUAUGCUGGUCGGAUAUCCCGAUACCGAAGGAUCUUUAUGCGCAAUCACUUCCGGAUACUCAUCGAUGCGUCAACGACAAGGAAAGAUUGCUUUUGUGGUACGCGGAAAAUUUUCGUCGACAGAUUCACGCAAAGGAUGCGAAACGUCGGCCGCUUUUGUUGGCAUGCGAAAACGAAUGUGGCGUACAAAAAUUUACAUCUACUGGCAUUCGUCGAAGUACGCUGCCAUAUCCAGAAUUGUAUACAUGGCGUGGAUGUGCACAGUUCAUUAGUGAUCACGUCACGUAUCAACCACUAGAUGAAGAGUUUAUCAUGGUAAGCACAUAAAUAAACUAAUAAUAUAUAUUUAAAAAAUCCUAAAUUAUAAAUAAAGUAUUAAAAAUAACUCUUAUAAAACUAAUAAAAAAUUAACUAAAGAAAUAAGAGGUAGAAUACAUAGGAAUCGCGGUAUUCGCGCAUAUCGCGAACUGUUUUCUUAAAUAUAAAUAUACAUAAAAAUAUACAAAAUGUACAACAUUAGUAAUAAUGCAACAUAUAUUAAAAUAAUGAACUUAAUGUUUAAAUUGUGUUUCAUUUUGUCACAUUUUCCAAGGUAACUCAAAGACGCAACUUGCGAAAACUUUCGACAUUAUGCGUGUGAGAGAAAAUAUGAACUCUCGUGACUUUUUUAUAAUAUACUAUUAUAUUCUAAUAGUCAGUUAUAGAUAUGUACAAAUUUUAUAUACAUUUAUAUAU